Penicillium argentinense is the source of this 3081-nucleotide messenger RNA. Its product is annotated as CheY-like superfamily. Bases 1 to 3081 code for a protein of 1026 amino acids. NCBI's taxonomy places the organism in Eukaryota, Fungi, Ascomycota, Eurotiomycetes, Eurotiales, Aspergillaceae. Gene Ontology annotation, biological process: phosphorelay signal transduction system; phosphorylation; cellular hyperosmotic response. The transcript is spliced from 2 exons. Gene Ontology annotation, molecular function: phosphorelay sensor kinase activity. Gene Ontology annotation, cellular component: membrane. The record is from RefSeq and is a predicted model, not a curated record.
AUGGCGGCCCUGGUUGAUGCACCUCGGCCAGCCUUGGUCAGCGAUGCUGACCUGUCGCAGGCCCGGGCAGCCCUACAGCACCAGCAAAGCCCAGAGGUGUCGGUCCCACGCGAAUUUAUCUCUCUCAUCGUCGACGAACUCAUCUACCGCCGCGAGUCUCACUCAUCGGUCGCGGAAAUCGAACAUGAAUGCUCUCAUCUCCGCAAUGAACUCCGCAAACACACCCACAUCAAUGAAGCGUUUCAGAAAGAGCUGCGAUCCAUCGGUGAAAUCAUUACCCAAGUCGCCCAUGGAGACCUUUCGCAGAGAGCCCGAAUGCACCCCCUCGAAAUGUCCCCGGAUAUCGCCGCCUUCAAGCAAACCAUCAACACCAUGAUGGAUCAGCUCCAGGUAUUCAGCCAAGAAGUCACAAAAGUCGCUCGCGAAGUCGGAACCGAAGGUGUCCUGGGAGGCCAGGCGAAAAUUGAGGGGAUUCAGGGGAUUUGGCACGAGUUGACCGUGAACGUGAACGCCAUGGCGAACAAUUUGACCACGCAGGUCCGCGACAUUACAACAGUGACUACUGCGGUUGCCAAGGGUGAUUUAACUCGCAAAGUGCAAGCAGACUGUAAGGGUGAGAUCCUGCUACUGAAGAAUAUCAUCAACUCUAUGGUCGACCAGCUACGCGAGUUCGCCUUCGAGGUGAGUCGUGUAGCUCGUGAAGUGGGCUCUGACGGAACACUGGGUGGACAGGCCGUGGUGCAUGGGGUGGAAGGAACAUGGAAGAACUUGACCGAUAACGUGAAUCGUAUGGCUUCGAACCUGACACAACAGGUGCGCGAAAUUGCCAAAGUGACAACGGCGGUCGCCCGGGGCGAUCUCACGAUGAAGGUUACUGCCGACGUGAAAGGGGAGAUUCUGGACCUCAAGCUCACCAUCAACGCUAUGGUCGAUAGGCUUAACCAGUUCGCGUUUGAGGUGAGCCGCGUGGCACGAGAAGUAGGCACGGAUGGAACGCUGGGUGGCCAGGCUCAGGUGGAGAACGUGGAGGGAAGGUGGCGCGACCUGACAGACAACGUCAAUACCAUGGCCCAAAAUCUUACCAACCAGGUCCGAGAAAUCUCGAACGUGACCCAAGCAAUCGCCCGGGGAGACUUGAGCAGAAAGAUCGAGGUCCAUGCUCAAGGCGAAAUUUUGACUUUGAAGGAGACCAUCAAUCGCAUGGUAGAUGGCCUCAGCCAAUUUGCAAAAGAGCUGAAAGUUGUGGCGCGAGACGUGGGAGUCAGGGGCAAGCUUGGUGGACAGGCUGACAUGGAAGGCUCUCAUGGAAUGUGGAGAUCCAUUGGCGAAGAUGUGAACACCAUGGCGGACAACCUUACUUCGCAGGUGCGAGCUUUCGGAGAGAUUACGGAGGCAGCGAUGAGCGGCGACUUCACCAAGCUGAUCACUGUCUCGGCAUCGGGCGAGAUGGAUGACCUGAAGCAAAAGAUCAACAAGAUGAUUAAUAGCUUACGAGAUAGCAUCCAACGCAACACAGCAGCCCGUGAAGCCGCCGAGCUGGCUAACCGAAGCAAAUCGGAGUUCCUGGCAAAUAUGAGCCAUGAAAUCCGAACACCAAUGAACGGAAUCAUCGGUCUCUCUAGCUUGGCACUCGAUACUGAAGAUCUGCAAGCACCUGUUCGAGAGACCCUCAACAUGGUGCACAACCUCGCCAUCAGUCUGCUGACCAUCAUUGAUGACAUCUUGGACAUAUCCAAGAUCGAGGCCAACCAUAUGAGUAUUGAGAAAAUGCCGUUCAGCCUGGGAUCUACUGUCUUCGGAGUUUUGAAAGCACUAUCAGUGGAAACCAACGAAAAGGCGCUGAGUCUAGCUUAUGCUGUUGAUGGGAAUGUGCCUGACUACCUGAUUGGCGAUGCUUAUCGACUCCGUCAAGUCAUGCUGAACCUGGUUGGCAAUGCAAUCAAAUUCACCGAUCAUGGAGAAAUCAAGGUGUGCAUCAAGCGGGUCGAAGCACAAGGCUUGGCCCCUGACGAGGCCAUGUUCGAGUUCUCGGUGGCUGAUCCAGGCAUUGGAAUUGACGAGAGCAAGCUUGGUCUCAUUUUCGACAAAUUCCAGCAAGCAGACGGGUCCAUGACAAGACGGUUUGGCGGGACCGGCUUGGGACUUGCAAUCUCGAAGCGUCUAGUUUCGCUCAUGGGUGGCGACAUCUGGGUGACUUCUCAGGUUGGCCAUGGAAGCAAGUUCUCGUUCACAUGCCGCGUGAAGAUCGCAGAGCAACCAAUCGGAUUUGCGGAGCAACUGCUUCCGUAUAAGAACCGCCGCGUCCUACUCGUCGAUAAUGGAAAUGUGGCAGAGUCGACUGUUCCUCUGAUACUCGAGCUGGGCCUCCAGCCAGUAAUCGUGAAUGAUGCACAGCUCGAGCUGGGGGAGAAGGAAGCAGAAUGGAAUUGCGCUCUCGAAGCUAUCGUUGUCACAACGGUUGAAACUGCAAGCAGACUACGAGCUCGUCCGAAUCUCGCGUCAAUACCACUGGCAAUAAUGGCACCAACCAUCUCCCUCUCGCUCAAAUCAGCCGGCGAGCUUGGAAUUACUUCCUACAUCACAACACCCUGCCGAGCAAUCGAACUCUGGAACGGGAUUUUGCCAGCGCUGGGCAACCGCGCAAACCGCAUAUCUUCCGGCUUCACACGAUCCCUCGCAAUUCUUCUGGCAGAAGAUAACGAUGUCAAUCAAAAGGUUGCCGUCCGAAUGUUGGAAAAAUGCAACCAUAACGUGACCGUGGUGGAAAACGGACUGCGGGCUGUGAAGGAAGUGAAGUGCCAUCGAUACGACGUCAUCCUCAUGGAUAUCCAGAUGCCAGUAAUGGGCGGCUUCGAGGCGACGACUAAGAUCCGUCAGUACGAGAAGGUUAACUCGCUGCCACGGACGCCGAUCAUAGCACUCACCGCCCAUGCAAUGAUGGGCGAUCGGGAUAAAUGCAUCUCGGCAGGUAUGGAUGAUUACCUCUCCAAACCGCUCAACGAGAAUAUCAUGAUGCAAACCAUUCUAAAAUGCGCGGCGAUGAAUAUUACCUCGUUGAAGUUGCCCAAGACUCCCCCAUGA